This is a messenger RNA of Pseudozyma hubeiensis SY62, 936 nucleotides long. RefSeq lists its product as hypothetical. Lineage: Eukaryota; Fungi; Basidiomycota; Ustilaginomycetes; Ustilaginales; Ustilaginaceae. Bases 1 to 936 code for a protein of 311 amino acids. The record is from RefSeq and is a predicted model, not a curated record. Gene Ontology annotation, cellular component: cytosol. Gene Ontology annotation, molecular function: L-methionine (R)-S-oxide reductase activity. The transcript has 2 exons.
AUGCAGCGCGGGUUGCGGUUUGCGGUGCUGCUCCACCUCCCUCGCUCGCCCUUUUGCCGGCUUUCUAACCGAGAUCCAGAACAAAAAAAAAGGCAACCUCCAUCAUCCAAGUUCUUGACCUCAGUAGCAGUCGUCAGCAUCGACGCAUACUUGCAAGAUGGUUCAGUAAGUCAUUUCCUUGUCUUUCGAAUAUGCUGGCGUCCUGGGAAACCGUCUCUGACCAUCUACCACACUCUCUCCACUCUGACUGACAGCGCCGACGCCGCCGCGCUCCCGACCUACGUCGUGACGAAAGCCGACUUCUACGACCACCUCGAAUCCUCCCUCCUUUCGCUCAUCGACCCUUGCACCGACUGGCUCUCGUCGCUCUCCAACGCUGCUUCGCUCAUCUUCAAUUCGAUGAACCGCUUCCCCGUGUGGACCGAGAAACGCGUUAACUGGGCCGGCUUCUACCUCCUCUCCCCUCUCCUCCCGUCCGAGAUCCUCUCACCCAAGCAGCGUCGCAACCCAACUCUGCUGCUGGGACCGUUCAACGGUCUCCCCGCUUGUCAGCUCAUCCACUCCGUCCCGGGCAAGGGCGUCUGCGCAGACGCCUCCGCUCUGCUCCCACCUCGCGUCGUGAGGGUGCAGAAUACCGAGGAGUAUCCGGGUCACAUUGCGUGCGAUUCGCUUUCCAAGAGCGAGAUCGUCGUGCCCCUCGUGAUCAACAGGGCAAAGUUGAACCGUGUGCAUCAGAAGGCGUUGGACGAGCAAAGCCCGAGGGACGGCAAGGCGGCUCAAGGCGACGACAGGUCGUGGGCGGGCAGAGGCGAUGGCGAAGAGGUCAUCGUCGGCGUGCUGGAUAUCGACUGCGAGUCGUUGGAUGGUUUCGAUGCAGAGGACGAAGAGAGGUUGCAGAGGAUCGCAAACUUGAUCGUCGAACGCUCGGCUUGGUAA